GAAAGGCCGUCUGCGACAAGCUCUAUAAGGUGGGGAUAGGCAGGGCAGGAACACCACGCACGGAGCUGGCAGGCAAGCGUGCGCGACGCAUGGUAAGCAGGAACGUAGCAACGGAGCAACCGCCGAAACAAGCGCUGCCCCAGCGCUGGCCGACCUACAAAUGCUUGCUGAGUCUUGACAACCUGCCCAUCUCGACCCCACCCACACUCCACCACCAUCGCACCCCUUCCACACUCGCAACUCUUCUCUGUGCUUUGGAACUUGCCUCACUGAUCAUGCACACCCUUUCCCUUCUGCUCGCUGCUUUGGUAGCGAGCGCAGCAGCUGCCCAAGUGCCGUUCACCCAAUAUGCUGAUGUAGCAUCGCCGGCAGCAGUUGGUGUGUCGGUGGAUGCUCAAGAGGCGUUCGCAGAUCCAAGCCAGGGCUUUCAGUCCGCAUCGCAAGGCCCGUUGCGAGUUGAGCUGCCAUUUGCAACUUCGUCCAGAAGCGACAAAGGAGCGUCGAUGACCGUAGAGCAGCUGAUCGCUCAGCAAGGCUCCAAGCACACUGUUCUGACCCACUCGGAGUUCCCAGAGAUCAGCGUCCGAAUCAAGCGUAUCUCUGCUGGCAAGAACAGUGGUCAGGUGUUCGGCGCCAAUGAGAGCUUUUGCGACCCUAGCGUGACCAGCUGGAGUGGGUACAUCGACACCAUCACGGGCAAGUCGCUCUUCUUCUACUUCUUCGAGUCUCGCAGCGAGCCAAGCAAGGACCCGCUCAUCCUCUGGACCAAUGGAGGACCCGGCUGCUCCUCUGCGAUCGGACUGUUCCAAGAACUCGGCCCUUGCCGCGUCAAAGACUCUGGGGGAACAGGCGCUCGCAUCGAUGGGCCACCCAUCAACGGCACGGAAGUCAACCCGUACGGGUGGAAUGCCAAGGCGAACGUCAUCUUCAUCGAUCAGCCGGUUGGUGUUGGCUACUCCUACGCGCGCUUCGGUGACUUGGUGUACGAUUCGGAUCAGGGGGCCAAGGAUCUAUACAAGUUCCUGCGCCUAUUCCUAUCUGCGUUUGACCGCUUCGUGGACAACGACUUCAUCAUGACUGGAGAAAGUUACGGCGGUCGAUACAUUCCACGCUAUGCUGCGGAAAUCGCUGAUCGCAACUUCGCCCUGGAGAACAAAGCUGCGCGUCACCACAAGAAACUUUCUCGCGGGGAAUUGAUCAACUUGAAGCGCGUGGCCAUCGGCAAUGGCUUAACAGACGACGUAGCGCAGACUCUGAGCUAUUACGACUUCACUUGCACCGCCAAGGGCGGCAACGAGCUAUAUCUCGACAUUCGCACCUGCAAGGAGAUGAAGUUUUGGAAGCAAAAAUGCGAGAAAUGGCUGCCACAUGCGUGCCGGGACUCGCACGACGUCGCCCUGUGCCAAAAUGCUUUUGACACGUGCUUGGAAAAGCUCGGGGGACCUUAUCAGCAAACGCUUAGAAACCCCUACAACGUCAACGAUGGCUGCGAGGUUGGCCUUGAGCCGAACUUGUGUUAUCCAAUCGUGGGAGAUAUCACUGCGUACCUGAAUCGCGAGGACGUGCGCGAAUUGCUCGGUGUUGCACCAGAAGCCGGCAAGUACACCACCUGCAAUGAAAAGGUGCACGAAGGCUUCGGGAAGAGUGGAGACUGGCUCGUAGAUAACACUCUCUACAUUUCUGGUCUCCUGGAGCGCGGCUACAAAGUUCUCAUCUACGUCGGAACACUUGAUUGGAUCUGCAAUUGGCUUGGUAACAAGGCAUGGGUCAUGAACAUGCCAUGGACUCACGCCGAAGAGUUCCAUAAAGCCAAAAAUUACCAAUGGCUUGUGGAUGGUCAUGAAUCUGGUGAAGUGCAGCAAGGUGGCAAUUUGACGUGGGCAACGGUUCUGGGAGCCGGUCACAUGGUUCCCUACGAUCGCCCCAAAGAGAGCCUUCAGCUUCUCCACCGCUGGCUCAACAAUGAACGCAUCUGAUCGCAGAAACUCGCUGGAGCUCAGUAAAUUGCGAAGGUCGACGAAGCGGCAAUGACAGCAUGGUCUACAAAGCAAGAGAAUUGCUGCCAUUCACAAUGUAGAUCGUAGAGAACCUUGAAACACAUGUGAGAUGGUCAGAUCUGGG
Messenger RNA from Ceraceosorus guamensis, 2121 nucleotides. RefSeq lists its product as hypothetical. Gene Ontology annotation, biological process: proteolysis. The transcript is spliced from 11 exons. The coding region runs from base 276 to 1976 and encodes 566 amino acids. NCBI's taxonomy places the organism in Eukaryota, Fungi, Basidiomycota, Exobasidiomycetes, Ceraceosorales, Ceraceosoraceae. Gene Ontology annotation, molecular function: serine-type carboxypeptidase activity. Gene Ontology annotation, cellular component: fungal-type vacuole. The record is from RefSeq and is a predicted model, not a curated record.